Nipponia nippon (crested ibis) is the source of this 546-nucleotide messenger RNA. NCBI's taxonomy places the organism in Eukaryota, Metazoa, Chordata, Aves, Pelecaniformes, Threskiornithidae. The record is from RefSeq and is a predicted model, not a curated record.
AUGGGGCAGGACCGGGGGGUGCGAAGGCACCCAGGGAGCUGGGAGCUGGAAGCCUGGUACCAGGACCUGCAGGAAGUGCUGGCAGCAGCAGAGCCCAGUGGGCCCUCCCUGCCCUGGGGGGCUGAGCAGGCAGAGCUGGCUCCGCCGUGGGGCUCGGAGGGGACUGGCAGCGGCCCAGAGGGCUGCGAGCUGGAUGCUGCCCUGGCUGCUGAGCUGCUGGAGCUGCUGGGGCCAGAGAGCACGGCCAGCACAGAGCCAGCGGGACCACCAGGCGCGGCCUCCAGCAGCAGCCCCCCACCCCAGCUGGGCACAGAGGAGGAUGAGGCAGGGGCAGCUGGAGGGCGCGGGGUGAAGAGGAAGAGGUGCGGUGGCAUGACAGCAGGCAGGGAGCUGGGCAAGCGUCGGGAGCAGGCCAACGAGCAGCGGGUGCUGGAGCUGACAGCCCACAACGAGCAGCUCCGGGAAGAAAUCCGGCGGCUCAGCGCAGAGGUGGAGCACACACGGGCAGCCCUCAUCGACCGCAUUGUGAACCUCCGCCAGGCUUAG